ACUGUAGUCUUAGUUAUUACUACUACUUUUUUUUUUUCUUUUCAAAGGGGGGGAUGGCUUAUGUCUGCUGACCUCAAGAUGUGUAUGUCCACCUAGAUAUCAGUAUUUCACUAGAUGAACCUUUAUUUCAUAUUGAGUCAGAACUAUGACUAAUACAAAAAGUUGUUUAGGUUUUUUCCCCAGCAAAAGGCAUUCUCACCGGUGUGUUGAGAGAGGUUGCAAUCCACCAGAGACAGAAAAGACCUUCUGUAUUUUCUAGGCAAAAGGCUGAGGAAGCAAUUCUCAGACUCAACUCUUUUUUUUUAUCAAAUUACAUACUGUGUUCCCAUUGACUCAUUAUUAUUAAUUAAUUGUGUCUAGAGUACUCCUUUCACAGAACACAUUCCAAAUGUUGCAAGUUCUGACUGUACAACUGUACACUCAGUGUGCUAUUGCAUAACACUUUUUUGUCAUGCACAAGGAUGCAUUUAUACAGUGCUUCCUGUGAUGCUCCCUCUGAGUCUUGCAAUACUGGUUACUGACUUCAUGCUCCCUGACUGUCUUCUCAGGUUGUAAGUGACUGUCUUUGAUUUGAGAUGACUGCUAUUCUGGUGGUAGAACAGCCCAUUCAUUAUUUGCAGGGGAAUGGCAUUUUAUUUCUCUUCUCCAUUUAUUUGACGACGACAAAUGCUUUGCAUUUAGGCUGAGGAGAUAAUUUCUACAACGUAACAGCAUAAAACCUUUGCUGUACAUCAGAACAGAAUCUGUGCACACUAAAACGUAUGCGGAGUACUUUGAUUAUAUCUUUCAAGUAAGUUGGUGAUGGGCAACACUAUCAUUAGAAAAUAUAUCAACAAACAAGAGAGCAGUUGGUACCUCUCCUCUGAAACAGUUGACAAGUAGAAUUUGGGAAUCAAGCUCCAAUUAAGGUAUGUGCAUUUUAUCUCAGUGAGUGGACAGAGCUUCUUUUUCCUACAGAACCACAAAUGGGAAAUGCAGCUGGAUAUCUUGAGGUACAUCAUCUGGGAUUUGGAAAAUCCCAAGAUUUGUCUGCAAACAAUGAUUUUUUUUUUUUUUUUUCUUCCCUGUUGCCUGUUCUGCACUGAAGAUCCCUGUGGACACAUUCCUGAUUCCACUGUCAGCAGAUUGCUAUAUGACUUUCUCCUGAUUUUCAUGGUCCCAAGGCAUAAGGAUAAUUCUGCCUGCAGUAGGGUGGCUAAGAUGAUUUUGGGAGCACCAGAACUUUUAUUCUACUGACAUGUCCUUGGGCUAUCUGGUACUUUCUGUGAAGUAUGAACAGAUUGAGAAACAGGAAAAUCUGCGCCUGUUGCUGAGGACUCGGACUGGCACCAGACAUGACCUGAUCCCCAUUUCCUGUCUGAAUGAGUUUCCCAGUGCUGUCCAGAUGGCAAAGCUACUGUGUGAGGAUGUGAAUGUUGAACGCUUCUUUCCUGUCCUCUACCCCAAGGCUUCGCAGCUUAUUGUUGCAUUUGAUGAACAUGUCAUAAGCAAUAACUUCAAAUUUGGGGUCAUCUACCAGAAACCUGGACAGACAACUGAAGAAGAAGUCUUCAGUAACACAGAAGAGAGUCUGGGUUUCUUGGAGUUCUUGGAUUUCCUUGGUGACAAGAUCCAGCUGCAGGAUUUCCGUGGGUUCCGGGGAGGCUUGGAUGUCACUAGAGGUCAAACGGGCACUGAGUCCGUCUAUACAAACUUCCGGGGCAACGAGAUCAUGUUUCAUGUGUCUACAAAGCUUCCCUUCACAGAGGGAGAUUCCCAGCAGCUUCAGCGGAAGCGUCACAUCGGGAAUGACAUUGUGGCCAUCAUCUUCCAGGAUGAAAGCACGCCUUUUGUCCCUGAUAUGAUUGCUUCUAAUUUCCUACAUGCUUAUGUGGUAGUUCAGCUCACUCAUGGCACCAGUGGGGACACUCUCUACAAGGUUUCAGUCACAGCCCGAGAUGAUGUCCCAUUCUUUGGGCCCCCUCUGCCAAAUCCAGCCAUAUUUAGAAAGAGUGCAGAGUUUCGUGAAUUCCUCCUGGUCAAGCUCAUCAAUGCCGAGUACAGCUGUUAUCGAGCUGAGAAAUUUGCUAAAUUAGAGGAAAGGACUCGGAGUGCCCUCUUGGAGAGCCUUUUUGAGGAGCUCCAGCUUCGCAGCCGCAGUAUGAUGGGAUUGCCCAUAGGGGACAAUGACAAGAUAGAGAAUGGUAGUGGGGGCUUCCUUGAGAAUUUCAAGCGGGUCAUCAGAGGCCGCAGCCAGAGCCUGGAUACCAUGGGGAUAUCCAUGAGAAAACAACAGCCCGCUACCCUGCCCAGCCGCCCAACUACACCUGGCCUUGCCCUCAGCCAGAGUGUCGCCGAGGGCCCUAAGGCCAUUGCUGCGUCUUUUGCCUUACCUGGUAGGAGCCCAUCACGUACUCGAGCCAGCCGCUUCCAUGGGCGACGGAGCAGUGCCAUUGGCAUUGAGAACAUACGGGAGGAAAAGAGAGAUACUACAGAGAGGAUACAGAAGGUGCUGGACAGUCCAGGAACCUUCUUUGACCUGAAGUCUGAUGGAUCAUCCAGUCCCAGCUCCCCAGAGUUCCCCAGCAGGAAGAGCAAAAUGCUCAGGAGUCAGGCUUCAGGAUACUGUGUGAUGCAGCCAUUCUCAUGUUCUUCAUCCAGUGUAAGCAGUUGUUGCAGUGGUUUGAGGGAAAAUGAAACAUCAAAGGAAGAGGAGAAUGACAGGGAGCUGAUGUGCUCUCUUGAGGGCCCUCCAAAACAGGACUCAAUGGUUCAGAGUAUGUGGCUGGAUGACAGUGACUGCACACCCAGUACUUCCAGCUCACCAGGAAGCAGGUUGCUUCCUUCCAGCAGUGUUGCUGGCUCCACUGGAAAAGGCAGCAAAGCAGAUGCUCAGCACCAUAAUCCAGACCUGAAAGAAAUUUCAUUAGGAGCCAAGACAACAAGACUUCAUCUUCUGUUCCAUCAACAUGUGGACCUUUUCAGUUUGCCUUCAUAUGAUUAUAAGAAAUGACAUGACAGACACCUAUAGGUAUGACCACCACUUGCCAUUUGUGGAAAGAAAUUAAACUUCCUCUUACUGUAUCAUCGAUAUGAUUUUGGGAUACAAUAAGUCAUGAUGGUAUAGAAGAAGAAAAGAGAAGAGAAACUUUUCCCUCCAAUCAAAUGCGUGAUUCACUUGUACAUAAUUCAGGUGACAGACCUGUAUCUAAAGUGACGAUAAAAAUAACCUCUUGCUGAGUUUCUUGUCUUACAAAGUACUAUCUAGAAAAUUAAUUCUAGUCCUCACAUUCUGUGUGACAAGCAAGAAUAUCCAAAAGACAAAACAGAACUUUUAUGAUUUUCUUGCAGUUCAGUCUCCAUUUCUAAUAAUCUCCAGGAAGCUGCCCCAUGUAUCUGUGAGGAGAAGCAUAAAUUUGAGAAGAGCUUUAAACAGCUUGUAAUAAGAAAAUAUAAUAAGCUGAAAAAUUAACUCAGUAGAAAAAAAAUUACAAUGAAAAUAUUUAGAAAUAAAAAGCAAAACCUGUCCAGGCAGUGUUGGCAACAAGAAAUGAUAAGGGAAAUUAGAAAGAUUUUCUUAACAGUCAUGCUUGUAUUUCUUCUAAGUAUGUAAUCGCUUCUCUGCAAAUAAACCAAACUUAGGUAAACUAAUCCUAAGUGCAGUUUGUUCUGAUUCUACUGGUACCCGAUUAGCAUUUUAUGAACAGAGGUGUAUUUCCAAAAGUGGUCAGUACAGCUCAGCACUCUGUCAGUGUCCCAGCUCUUCAAUGUCAUCAUAGCCUGUAUCUUCAAGAGCAAGGGAUGAAUCUCUGUCAGCCUCGGACGUCCUGUUUCCUGACACAUUAGUACUCCAGUCUGAAAACAUGAAGGGAAGAAUACUGGGAUAAAUGCCCAUCUUGUACAUAUUACGUAGACAUAGUUGUACCACUGGCAACGUGGGCUGUCCGUUGUCUUCUCCAGAAAUUAGAACCAUAGAUAUGUGUGGCUGUGAAAGACCUGAGAAAUGCUUGUCUCAUCCUGCCUCCUGCUACCUGUACACAUAUCCAAGGAUCAAGCUUACUGUUCCCAGAAAACAGGUUGCUGAUCUAACUUUAAACAGUUCUAAUAAAGGCAAUUAUUCAAUAUCCCUAAAUAAUGCAACUCUGUUUUACUGCCUCAGGUGUUAUUUGACACACUGCAAAUUUAGUAGAUCUGUCCUUUCCAUCCCACAAG
Molecule: messenger RNA, 4191 nt
Organism: Phalacrocorax carbo (great cormorant)
Lineage: Eukaryota; Metazoa; Chordata; Aves; Suliformes; Phalacrocoracidae
Source: RefSeq, a predicted model, not a curated record